UUUUGAUGAUGCUGGUGGUGAUGUUUUGAUGAUGCUGAUGGUGGUGAUGUUUUGGCGCCAAGGUGGAGAUGAGAUAAACAUGUCGUCAUCACUCAUCAGCAUCUCUCCUCUUAUUCAACGUGGCGCCAAAGUACGGGAAGGGAAACAUUGUCAUCCGCAGCUCCAUUAAUAAUGGUGGCCCUGGACGGCGAGAAGAUCAAGCAACAGAGCUAUAUGCUACUGGGCAAGCUAAUUCGCACGAAGGACCCCUCGCGCAUGCAGGAGGGGCGCCAUGCCGUGGAUAGCAAGCUGAAUAAAGUCCUCACGACCCUUGACCUCACCUCCCUGGGCGUGGGGUCAUGUGCAGGGACGGGGAUGUACCUGGUGGCCGGCAUGGUGGCUAAGACGAUCGCCGGGCCGGGUGUCAUUCUAUCAUUCACCAUUGCUGCUAUUGCCUCUAUAUUCUCAGGCGUGUGCUAUGCUGAGUUCGGCGUGCGGGUCCCCAACACCUCGGGCGGCGCCUACGUGUACAGCUACGUGACGGUGGGCGAGCUCAUGGCCUUCAUCAUCGGCUGGAACAUGGUGCUGGAGGAGCUGAUUGGCACCUCCGCCUGCGCCUGUGCCCUCAGUGCCUGCUUCGACUCCAUCGCCAACGGGGCCAUAUCCAGCGCCAUGGAGAACUCGUUUGGCACGCUCUUCGGUGAGCCCCCCGACCUGCUGGCCUUCGCGCUGACUUUGAUGAUGGGGGGAGUGCUGGUCGCUGGCGUGAGGAAAUCCGUGCUCUUCAACAACGCCCUCAAUAUCGUCAACUUCGUGGUGUGGAUCUUCAUAAUGAUCGCCGGCUUCUUCUACGUGGACACAACCAACUGGUCUAAGCAUGGAGGGUUCCUGCCGAUGGGGUGGUCUGGGGUACUGACGGGCGCCGCCACCUGCUUCUACGCCUUCAUCGGGUUCGACAUCAUCGCCACAACGGGGGAGGAGGCCGUCAACGCGCGCAAAUCCAUCCCCUACUCCAUCGUCUUCUCCCUCGUCAUCAUCCUCAUCGCCUACGUCAGCUCCUCCGCCAUCAUCACGCUCAUGGUUCCCUACGAGGAGCUGGACCAGGACUCAGCGUUGGUGGAAGUCUUCGGGCAGGUCGGCGCGCACAAGUGUAAGAACUUCGUGGCUAUCGGGGCGCUGGCGGGGCUCACCGUGUCAAUGUUCGGGUCCAUGUUCUCGCUGCCCAGGAUUGUCUACGCCAUGGCCAAGGACGGACUGGUGUUUAAGAGCCUCAGCAACGUAUGGGGCGUGACGGGCACUCCUGCGGUGGCCACGAUUGUCUUCGGUCUGGGUGCUGCCGUCGCCGCCAUGUUCAUCUCCCUCACGGUGCUGGUGGAGAUGAUGUCCAUUGGCACGCUGCUGGCCUACACGCUGGUCUCUACCUGUGUGCUGAUCCUGCGCUACCAGCCCCACUCCACCACGCUCCUGGAGAUGCUACCGGAGAGCAUACGAACACCUCUGGCCGGCACCCCCCUGCCUGGCUCCCCCACCCGCUCCCCUUCCAACACUAACGUUAGCACGGCCCUGGGCAUACCUGGCGCCGGCCCCGUCACUCCCCAGAAGCUGACGGCGGCGCUGCAGCAGAACGGCGGCGCGCGCAUCCCCCCCUCCGGCCUUCCUCUCGACCAUAGAGUCACUGUCAAGAAGGUGAUGCGGUCCUCCCCCGAUUCUGACGACACGGGUAACACGGAGGAGGGUAGCGAUUUGUGGCGCCGUGAGGAUGAUUACAUGGUGAGCGACAGAUACGAGAACAGGUACUACGGAGCCGUGCCCACCGCUGCCCGCGUGCCCAGGUGGUAUGACAGGUACCUCGAGAUUCUGCAGCAAAGGUUUCCAACACUCUUCCCGUGGGUGGAGGAAGGCCCUUGCACCGAAGACAGCGGCAGGCAGGUCAUGAAGCUCGUAGGACUCCUCUACGUCAACGUCCUACUCUUUGACAUCCUACUCGUGGCCUGCAUCGGGGAGCUUGAAGGACACUCUCCCCUCGCCUCCUUCUUCUCCAUCGUCUUCUUCAUCUCCAUCAUCGUCAUCCUUCUCCUCAUCUCCCGCAAGCCGCAGAACAGACGGUCCCUGCCCUUCCUGGCGCCCGGUCUGCCCUGGGUCCCCGCCGUGGCCAUCAUCAUCAACGUCUACCUUAUCUUCAAGCUCUCCAUCCUCACGCUCAUCCGCUUCGUGCUCUGGAUGACGAUUGGCUUCAUCAUCUACUUCUACUACGGGAUCAAGAAAAGCGUGGUUGGACUGGGACAAGAGGGCGACAUCGAGCUCCACGUCACUUCCAAGCAGGCAAACCAGACCGGACUGAACGCCGUCACUCCUCCGCUCGCUCACUCCCUCUCCCCCAACGCCAACUCCACCUCCACCGGCCCCGCUCCACCCUCCGCUGACCUCCUCCACUCCUCCGCCACCACCACCCCCUCCCUCACACCCACGAUUGGAGGGGAGGGAAGGAAGGAAGGAGGCGUGUAUGUUUCUCCUAACCCAAAUAACCCGUUCCGUUAGUGUGUGUGUGUGUGUGUGUUCGUGUGUGUGUGUGUGUGUGUGUGUGUGUGUGUGUGUGUGUGUGUGUGUGUGUGUGUGUGUGUGUGUGUGUGUGUUUUAUGGGGGAUGGUCAGAGUUUGGUAUUGUGUAUGCCCUGUUGUUUUAUUAUCUUUUUUUUUUCUUUCCUUUCUUUUUUUUCCUUCCUGUUUUUUCUUUCCUUCCUUCCUUUCUUUCUUUCUUUUCCCUUUUUCCUGUUUCUCUCACUUUUUUCACAUUCCUUUCCUCUUUUCCUUCGUUUCAUAUUUUUCCGUGUCCAAUUGUGCUAAUAUCUUUAUUUCUUUACUUUCUUCUUUCUCUCAUUUAUUUAUUUCCUCCCUCAUUCCCUUUUUAUCUCCCUUUUUACUACACAAAUUUCCUCUUUUCCUUCGUUUUGUAUAUUUCUUUCCCUUCCCUACUUCUUUUCCUUUCCUUUCUUCCUUUCCUUUCUUUCCUUUCCUUUCCUUCCCUCAUUCCUCCCUCCUCUUUCUUUCACUUUCCCUCAUUCCUUUUCUCCCUCUUCUACAUUUUUUUUAUUUCCUUCUCUUCCUUCCUUCCUUCCUUCCUUCCUUCCUUCCUCCCUUCCUUCCUCCCUUCCUUCCCUCCCUCCCUGCUAUCAUUUGCCUAGCUUCGGGGGGGCCACGGGAUGGUCUCUCCUCCAAUGGGAAGAAGAUGCUCCCCUUAAGGAUCUGUCUAUACGGAAUUCUGAAGCCCCCCCUUAAAGAUCUCUCUAUAGGAAAAUCAGAGGGAGACUAAAUUAAAUAUGAGAUUGGAUAAAGUGGACCAUUAACAUUAGCGCCCCCCCCCCUCCCCCCCCAUGGAUAAAUUACUCCCCCCUCCCCUUUCCUCUCCCUCCCCCUUCUCCCCAUGGGUCUUGUUAUAUAAAGACAGAUCCUAAGCUACGGUAUUGCUUUCAUGUUUGUUUGUUUGUUUGUUUUUCUUUUUGCUCUUUUCCUUUAUUCGUCUUGUUUUCUUCUUCGUUUUCUGCUUUUUUUUUCUUUUUUGUGUGUUUUUUCUUCUUUUUCUUGUUCUUGUUCUCGUUUUUCUUCUUCGUUUUCUUCUUUUUUUGUUCUUCUUUUUCU
This is a messenger RNA of Eriocheir sinensis (Chinese mitten crab), 3614 nucleotides long. RefSeq names its product probable cationic amino acid transporter. The coding region runs from base 172 to 2517 and encodes 781 amino acids. The transcript has 15 exons. Gene Ontology annotation, biological process: transmembrane transport; amino acid transport. The record is from RefSeq and is a predicted model, not a curated record. Gene Ontology annotation, molecular function: amino acid transmembrane transporter activity. Lineage: Eukaryota; Metazoa; Arthropoda; Malacostraca; Decapoda; Varunidae. Gene Ontology annotation, cellular component: plasma membrane.